Molecule: messenger RNA, 5089 nt
Organism: Rhagoletis pomonella (apple maggot)
Lineage: Eukaryota; Metazoa; Arthropoda; Insecta; Diptera; Tephritidae
Gene: dsf
Product: photoreceptor-specific nuclear receptor
Exons: 5
Coding region: 1-2085 (694 amino acids)
Biological process (GO): regulation of transcription by RNA polymerase II; cell differentiation; anatomical structure development
Molecular function (GO): zinc ion binding; RNA polymerase II cis-regulatory region sequence-specific DNA binding; nuclear receptor activity
Source: RefSeq, a predicted model, not a curated record
AUGUACUUGCCGUGGGAUCGCCUGCUAGACAUACCUUGUAAAGUGUGCGGCGAUCGAAGUUCCGGCAAACAUUACGGCAUCUACAGUUGUGAUGGUUGUUCCGGCUUCUUCAAACGCAGCAUUCAUCGGAAUCGCAUUUACACCUGCAAAGCAACUGGCGACCUAAAAGGUCGCUGCCCCGUUGACAAAACGCAUCGCAAUCAAUGUCGUGCUUGUCGGCUGGCUAAAUGCUUUCAAUCGGCCAUGAAUAAAGAUGCCGUUCAGCAUGAGCGUGGCCCCCGCAAGCCAAAGCUACAUCCACAGCUGCACCACCAUCAUCCCCACCAUCCGCAUCAUCAUCAUCACCAUCAUCACAAUGGUUUGGCGGCGCAUCAUGCUCAUCACCAUCCCGGCCACCAUUUGCCCGUCUCGCUGGUGACCAAUGUGUCAGCCUCCUUCAAUUACACAUCGCACAUUUCCACCCACCCUGUGCAGGGUUUCCAACCACCAGCACACCCAACCGCCUUCCAUCAUCCCGGACAUGCGCUGGUGCAACAUAAUGCUUUGCAAAAUGGCGUACCGCCACAUCCACCAUUGCACUUUCCGCCACAUCUGCUGCCGCACAUGCAUCACAAUCUCAUCGCAGAGGCCACGAGCAAGUUGCCAAGCAUGUCGUCAACAGCGACAGCUUCUACCGCUGCCACCAUUGUAGGUGCGGUAAGCGCUGCGGCGACUGUCGCUCCACAUCCACCGCCACCCAAGCAUAUGCCAUUGUCGCUUACGACAGCGGGCAACGGCAGCAAUGUUUUGCCCACUUAUGACCUGACAAACAGCGGCGGCUCCUCGGGUGCACCCAGCGGCGGUGCUGCUAGCACCACAAGCCUAGAAUUCUACGCCAAGUCAACGAUGACCACACACAAUUACUCCUCACCCUCACCCACGCCAUCCAUACAAUCCAUUUCGAGUAUUGGCGGCCGUAGUUCGUUGGGCAGCGAGAGUCCGCGCGUAAAUGUGGAGACAGAAACACCUUCGGCCACACCGCCUGUCUCGGCGAGCGCCUCACCGGUGCCCUCACUGACGGACACCAAUGCCACCGGCGGCCCAGCUUCACCGAUUAUCAACAUUAAUGGCAAUAGCAACAAUAACAAUAGUGACGCGUUGGACAACAACAACGAGAACAGCAUAAACAAUCAUAAUUGCAAGCAGAGCAGUGGUGGCAGCAGCUUGGGUGCCAGCAGUGGUACACCAUCGCGCUCGACACCACUGUCCAGCCACUCGCCACCGGCUAACCAGAGUGGCAGUGCCGGUGUUUCAACAAAUUCAAGCUCGUCAGCUGCGGCUGCCGCUAGCCAGGCGGCAGCGCUUUAUGCUGCCCGCCAAAAUGGUUUUCUCGAAUUGUUGCUCAGUCCGGACAAGUGCCAGGAGAUCAUACAGUAUCAGGUGCACAAUUCGAUACUCUUCCCGGCGCUGCCACAGCAAUUAAUCGGCGUCGAUUCGCGGCUACUAUCGUGGGAAAUGCUGCAAGAGACAACUGCACGUUUGCUUUUCAUGGCUGUGCGGUGGGUUAAGUGUUUGAUGCCCUUCCAGACGCUCACCAAGAACGACCAACAUUUGCUGCUGCAGGAAUCCUGGAAGGAGUUAUUCCUCCUCAAUCUCGCCCAAUGGACAAUUCCACUCGAUCUCACGCCCAUCCUCGAAUCACCACUCAUCAAAGAGCGCGUGCUCCAAGACGAAGCCACCCAGAUAGAGAUGAAAACCAUACAGGAGAUACUCUGCCGUUUCCGCCAAAUCGCGCCCGACGGCAGUGAGGUCGGCUGCAUGAAAGCCAUCGCGCUCUUCGCACCCGAAACGGCUGGCCUCUGCGAUGUGCAACCGGUAGAGAUGUUGCAAGAUCAAGCGCAAUGCAUACUCUCCGAUCAUGUGCGGCUACGCUACCCACGACAAGCGACGCGCUUCGGACGUCUACUGCUGCUGCUGCCCUCACUACGUACCAUACGUGCAGCUACCAUUGAGGCGCUCUUCUUCAAGGAGACCAUUGGCAAUGUGCCCAUAGCGCGACUCUUGCGGGAUAUGUAUUCAAUGGAGCCGGCGCAGGUGGACAAGUGAAGUGCAAUGCGACGCAUUGGAAAUUAAAGUGAAAAUAAAAUGCGAAAAAUUAUUAUUGUUUGAGUGUAUAAGGCAUACAUGCAUAUGUGUGCAGAGAGGGAAAAAACUAAAAUUGCAAGCAUUUAGUUGUAAUAUGAAAAUAUAUACAUGCAUAAGCAAGGGCCUAAGCAUGAAGCAGCCAAGCGAAAGUGGACGUUGAGGUUGGUGAAGUGAACGUAGAGGAGGGUGGCGGCUCGUGCGACAGCUAAUGCCAGUGCUGCUGCUCCUACCGGUAUUUAAUGCUUGCAGUUAAUGUUGUUGCAGUCAGCAUUGACGUGCGUGUGUGUGCAUGCGAGUUGGCGCGCAGCUGACGGAAUUCACAGCGCCUCCGCUUACGUGCCACCGCUGCGCUGCUGAUUCUUCUUCUUCGUACAAAGGUGACAGUAUUAUGGCAUGAACGGCCAUCAUCGUUUGCCGUUGUCAAUGGUGUUCUUUUCUAAUAUCGCAGCGUCGCAUUGCCAAGCAUUCUGCAAUUGAGUUAAUACAUACAUUUGCGCUCAUAUGUGUGUGUGUGUGUAAAGGCAUAACGGCAAAAUAAAAAUUCCAGUUAGAAAUAAAUACUUGUGUGUGUGUGUGUGUGUGUGUAUUUGUGUUGGCGCGCGGGUGCUAGCAAAUGAUUUAUUCCGCUGGCAAUUUCUUUAUUUAUUUUCCAUUCGACAUUUUGCCCGCGAACCUCGUCAUUCCCGUCCUGCUUUCUGUUACUCUCAUUCAGUGCUAAAUCUUAUAUUAUUUUUUUGCAUUUUUUUUUUUCUAUUUUUGAUAUCAUCAUAUCACAUCUCACCUGUGCCACCCACCAAAGCUUUCAGCUACAAUAUUACCCAGCACUGAUGCUGAUUGCUUGCUUCUAAUUUUGUUUUUUUUUUUUUUUGUUCAUUCCUGCCAAUAUCCGUCGGCUAUUUGUGCUCAAUCUCGCUUUGGAAAAAUGUAUGGACUCUACAUUUGAUAUUUUAAAUUUAUGAUUUUUCCCAUCUUCCUCACUUGCCGCCACCUGCCGCAGCACUGCGCCAACUUGCGCUGAGCCGUUAUGCGCAUCGCAUUUCAUUGCGAGUUUAGAAGUAAUGAAAAAAUAACUUUGCCGCCGGCGUUUCUAAAUUCAAUUCAAUUGGACACUCCAACGGCAGCGCAAAUGUAAAAACAGUUAGUCAGAAAAAAUAUGGAUGAAAAAAUAAAAAUACAAAUUGCAGUUGAAAUAAAUUGUGUAAAAUUUUGCUACACCUCACACAGCUGCGCGCAAUUGUAAUAGCUUGUCGAUUUAUAUGAAGCUGAUUUCGUUUUUUUUUUUUAAUGUAACUGUUUUAAUGAUUUUUAGGCCAUCAAAAAUCAGCUUUUUUCUUCUUUAUAUGCACACAGAAUUCGCAUAUUUUUUCAAACACCUAAAAUUGCAUUUUGGCACCAAAAAUGUUAAAUAUGAAGGUUAUAAAAUUAAAUGUUAACGCUAGAGUUGUUAUUUUAAUGCAUCAAGAAAUAUGGUGCACACUUAAAAAAUGACGAAAGGUAUCAAAAAACGCAAAAUCAAAAAUAUUUAAUAAUAAAAAUAAAUAAUGUGAAGUAGCGAUAGUUCGCUGUGGACCAUAUAAACUUGUAAACUACUAUGUACAAACUGAAAAACUAUGACUAGAAAAUUAUAAUAUUUUUAUUUAAUUUAAUUUAACAACCUGCCGUAAGGAAUAGUCGUUUUGUCUGAGCCACAUUAAAAUGUUUUUUUUUUUUCGAGUGAUAUUCCGAGGUUUGCGAUUGUCGUCGCUUCAGAUUCUUUGUCAUACCUUUAGCAUGGAACAGUAACGACAGAAAAAUAGCCCGCAUCGUGCAAAGCGUUUAAAAGCUUUCACUACAAAGUAAAAGUAUUCGCUGGCCGUCGCUGCUCUGAAUAUCGUUGAAUGUGAUAAUAUUUAGAGUUCAAGAUUUCGCGCAAUCGUCAACUAUCCAGCAUAACCAAUAAAUCUCCCAAAAGUGUGUAUCUGUCGCAAUCGUCUAGGACCUCGAAGCAGCCAAGACGAAGACAUGUCAUGAAUAAAACCGAACCGAAUAAAAGCACAUUUUAUUGGCCAUUGUUUCAUAUGCUCACAAAGUACGAGCACUCUCUCGUCGUCAUUGCUCUAAAACAGCGAUGGACAGAGAGAGCUUUUACUCUGCAUGCGCCUAUACAAAAUACAUAUAUAGAAAGCUUAAAAGAGCUGUGCCCGCGGAUAAGGUGAUGCCCAUCACCACUCUAAAAGCACAGAGCUUUUUCAAGCUUGUUAUACAUUUUAUAAAAAUGGGCCCGGAUCGGUGGUGGCCAUCAGCUUGCCCGCGGACAAAGCUCUGCAAAGCUUUCUAUACAAAAUGUAUACAAACCUUGAAUGAGCUUUGCCCACGGACAGGCGGUACCGGACCACCGACGUAGAGUGAAAGCUUUAUCGGAUUGCCACUGUUCUAAGCCAGUGUUGGAUACAGUAAUCUUUUAAAAGGGUACAGAGUGCGUUUGAAUCAGCGACGGUCAGAGAGAGCUUUUACUCUGUUCACGUCUAUACAAAAUAUAUAGAAAGCUUAAAAGAGCUUUGCCCGUGGGCAAGGCGUUGCCCAUCCGUGGUUUAAAUGCUUUGGCACGCGUGUCCAUGAUGUAGCCAACCCAACAACUUAAAGGAAAUUAAAGUAAAGAUAGGAAAGGAUUGUAGAAAUUUGAAAACUUUUAAAUUCUUGUUUCAAUUUAAUUUUUGCUUCAAAUUAGCAAACGAUAAUUCAGAUUAUAUUCUAAGUAGCUACUAGACAAAUAAAUAAUAAAACAAUAAUUGCAUAGUUAAUAUAUAAAUUUGUUUAUCCUAAAUGUGAAUGAAUAGUUAUAUACUUAUAGAGAACUAAAAGUUAUUUUUAAGUCAAAUAUAGACCCAUACUUGUAAAUGCAUAUAUGUAUAAAAAAAAAAAAAAUAUGUCAUAUUCUUCAUUAUGCAGUUAGUAGAGUUAUGCAUACAUAUCUAUAAUCAUCAUG